AAAACACCAACUUUUGAUCUCUCUAACCAACCAUUAUCAUAAAAAAGAACAAACUCAUUUAAGAAAAACUAUGACAGAAAGAGAAACUCCAACACCUCUUCAUAUUCACACUCAUAUCCUUUCUAUACAUACAUGAGUAUUAUAUUCUAUAGUUUGAACUAAGAAGCAACUUGAUUCAAGAUUCAAUAUUCCAAUAUGGAAGUUUCAUGCAAGAUUUUGAGAAGAUCAGUUCAUGGUUUUCUUCAAAACUAUCAUUAUUUCACUUCAUAUAUAGCUUUUCUUGUCUUUCCUUUCUCGGCUUCGAUACUUUUGUCACAAGCUUUUGUUCCUUCUCCUUCAUCUCUUUUGCCUCAAAUAUAUAACCGUUUGAGGAUUCUCUUUGAUGCUGCAGGCUUUCCUUCAUCUUCACUGUUGUUCAAUAUUCUUAAUCUUAAGGUUUCUCAAACAAUCACUUGUUCAAUCUUUUCUCUUCCUUUCACACUCACUUUUCUUCUUGUCGCAAAAGCAUCGAUAAUUCAAGCGCUUAAAGUCAAUCACAGUAAAGCAGCUUUGUCUCCUUCGCCCGCGUCGAUCAUAGCACUUUACAAGCCGCUUUUCCAUACAUAUAUCUGCAACUGUUUCUUGAUUCUGUCAGCAAAUGCAUCUUCUUUUUGUCUCAUGUUUUUGGCUUUCAGUUUCGUUGAAACACUCGGAUACUCGUCGCCUGGUUUUGUUCUCUUCAUGUCAGCGACCGGAGCAGUUCUCUUUUCUGUGAUUCUUGCCAAUGCACUUGUGAUAUGCAACAUGUCACUUGCUCUAUCUGGAAUGGAAGGACACGGAGGAUACUCGGCGAUUCUUAAAGCUUGUAUCUUGAUGAAGGGAAAGGCAUCAAUGGCUUUGUUCUUAGCACUUCCUGUUAAUGUUGCCUUGGCUGCAAUUGAGGCCUUGUUCCACUUCAGGGUUGUAAGGGAAUAUCAUAUUGAUGGAAAGGCAAGGCCUUUUGUGGUUUUAGAAGGGAUUUUCAUUGCAUACUUGUACUCAAUCUUCAUCAUCCUUGACACUACUGUGAGCUGCUUGUUUUACAAAAGAUUGAAGACAGAAUCAUGGAUUAUUCAAGAUGAGGACAAUUAUGGUUAUAUUGGCGACAAGAAUUUCGAAGAACUGCCGUAAUUAGUAACAUGAAGUAGCAUUUUAUUAGUUUGGCCAAGGCUUUUUCUUCGUGAAAAAGGAAGCUGUAUCAGUUGUUUUAAACAGAUAUAUAUCAGGUAUUUACCAAAUUUAUUCUUGUUGGUCGAAGAAAUCGAACAACUUUGAAGGCAUAAAAUGUUUCGGUUGAACAGCCUCAGCUCAGUUCUGUGCAAAGACAGGAAGCUAGAGGAAUUCAAUUCAUAUUCUGCAGUGUUUUAUAUAAAUGUCUCUGAUAUUCUUAAACUUUGUAAUUUGAUUUCAUAAAUUCCACUUUGUAGAUUAGCAAAAAUUUACAGUGUGAAUAAGAUACAUGAUUCAAUGUUAAUUAAAGUUAAUUUCCUUAUUGUGUAUUAA
This is a messenger RNA of Vicia villosa (hairy vetch), 1521 nucleotides long. RefSeq lists its product as uncharacterized. The transcript has a single exon. NCBI's taxonomy places the organism in Eukaryota, Viridiplantae, Streptophyta, Magnoliopsida, Fabales, Fabaceae. Bases 196 to 1149 code for a protein of 317 amino acids. The record is from RefSeq and is a predicted model, not a curated record.